Molecule: messenger RNA, 1539 nt
Organism: Globicephala melas (long-finned pilot whale)
Lineage: Eukaryota; Metazoa; Chordata; Mammalia; Artiodactyla; Delphinidae
Source: RefSeq, a predicted model, not a curated record
AUGGCAGCCAUGCCUUCGGGCCCUAGCAGCGGCAGCCGAACUGACCAAACACUCAAACUGACCCUGGCCCACCCACUAACCGUGUUUUCCUCCCACCGGCUGGUCAACCUCCUAGGCCACAAGUCUCUCUCCCUCCUGGGCCCCUCCCGCAUCCAGGAGUUCCACCUACUGUUCAUUGAAAACCCUGCUAUCUCCCUCGACCUCUCCCCUGGCCUAAACCCGGCCUCCCUCUUGCCUAUCUCUGGCACCGGUUGGAUCGAGGAUCGAGAAACGUCAGACACAGUCGCCACCAUCCUGUUUCAACACAUCAUCCCCCGAUUUGGUCUGCCGGUCUCCAUUCAGACUCACCAGAUGUCCCUAUGGUGCUUCCAUGUCCACGGGACAUGGCAAGCUAAAGGUCGGACCCACACCCGAGUCCUGGGCACGGGAGACUGCCAACCAGAUGGGUGCCAGGCCUUGCACCAAAUCACCUCCAUAGCCCAAGUCGCUCUCCAGAAUCGACGACGCCUGGAUCUCCUGACGGCCGACAAAGGAGCCUCGGACCUCUGGUCGCCCGACUCCCCUUUCGACGCCCCCAUUGAGCAUGAAGUAGCCAGAGAUCAGAACGCCACCCCAUUACACCAAAGAUGUCGGGAUGAAUCAGUGACGUUUGAAGAUGUAGCGAUCAACUUCACCCAGGAAGAGUGGGCCCUGCUGGACACAUCCCAGAAAACCCUGUUCAGAAACGUGAUGCUGGAAAAUAUCACCCACCUGGUCUCCGUAGGGUAUCAGAUCCGCAAAUCAGAUGUGAUUUCCCAGCUCGAACAAGGAAAAGAGCUGUGGAGUGAAGCAACAGGAUGCCUCCAAGGCCAGAGUCCAGGUAAAUCAUGUGAAUGUCCUUUCUGUGGGAAAGCCUUUAGUAAUUCCUCUAGCCUCAGACGACACAAGAUGAUUCAUACUGGAGAGAAACCAUAUAAAUGUCAUCUCUGUGGAAGUGGCUUUUUUCAAAGUUUUAACCUUAGAAAUCACAAGCAGAUCCACACUGGAGAGAAACCAUAUAAAUGUCAUGUGUGUGGGAAAGUCUUCAGUCAAAGUUCCUACCUGAAAGAACAUGAGAAAAUUCACACAGGAGAGAAGCCAUAUAAAUGCCAUCUAUGUGAGAAAACUUUUAAUCAAAUCUCUUACCUUAGAAAACAUAAGAAAAUCCAUUCCAGAGAGAAGCACUAUGAAUGUCAUCAGUGUGGGAAAGCCUUUAGUCAGAGCUCUGGACUUAGUCAGCACAAGAGAAUCCACACUGGAGAGAAACCACACGUAUGUCUUCUGUGUGGGAAGGCCUUCAGUCACAGUUCUGAAUUGACUCGGCACAAAAGGACCCACACAGGAGAGAAACCCUAUAAAUGUCAGCAGUGUGGGAAUGCUUUCAGUCAAUGUACAAACCUGAGAAGACAUGAGAGAACCCACACUGGAGAGCAGCCCCAUGAAUGUCAGUGGUGUGGGAAAUGCUUCAGUCACGACUCUUCCCUUAGACGACAUGAGGGAACUCACACUGGAGACUACAGG